Molecule: messenger RNA, 1803 nt
Organism: Peronospora farinosa
Lineage: Eukaryota; Oomycota; Peronosporomycetes; Peronosporales; Peronosporaceae
Source: the annotation of a GenBank genome assembly
AUGGGCAAGAAAAAAUCAAAGACGACGCUCCCUAUGGACGACAUGAACGAUACAGCAUCCGAGAGUCUCUUGCCUGCACGAAGCUCAGAUACUACACAUCAUUAUCUGGAGCAGCAGGAAAGUACGGCAAUUUGUCGUCAACGGAGUAAAUCACGUCGAAUUUAUUGUGCUAUCUUUGCAUUAAUCACGGGCAUCCUCGGGUUUAUCGCUGUCUUAGCGAUCUUGCGUGCGGUGGAAGACGCAAACCACCUUGCACCUACUAAGCGUCCAGUGUUUCCAAUUCAAUAUGAAGCUAGUAUUACGUUUAAUAUGCCAUAUAUGGACAUGGUUGAGCCUCUGUACGUCCACGUGGACGAGGUCAAAGGGCUUCAAAAAUUGAGCUACUAUGGAGGCACGGACGUGUACAUUUACAAUACCAGUGGAACGAGCUACCAGAUUAUUCCGGUUAUUCGUGAACGCAAAUGCUUUCAAUCUGGCUCGGAAUCAUUGCAACAUGUCUUUCCUAACAUGGCUCUCUUUGAGCCUCAACACGGUAUCUUUCUUGUUGAAGGACGUCCGUGCUUUAGCUGGAAGUUUAUCACGAAACUUCAUGAACCGACACCAGAUGGUUUACUCGGAGAAUAUACGCUCUAUGUGGAUCAAAAAACAGAGCGACCUGUGCGAUUUCAUUACGUUGGACGUAAUGGUAUGCUAGGUGGAAGUCAUAUUGAUGAGUACUACUUGGACUACAUUUACGUUCGCGAAGGACCAGUCGACGAGGACGUGUUUUCGUCACUACCAGCUUUGAUGAAUUGCACAGAGAUGCUUGACGCCCAUGGUGGCCCGUCGCGCAGCCCCAAGCAAGAUAUUCAUAUGCUCAUGCCGGAAGGCACUGCGACAAAAAAAGAGGUUUUCAAUAACUUUUCCGCAAAGCAUAAAAAGAUGUACGAGGACGAAGCUGAGACUAUUAAACGCAUGACGACGUUUCACCACAACCUCCGCUUUAUUAAUGCUGAGAACCGCAAGGGGCUUUCGUACCAUCUGCAGGUAAACCAGUUUGCUGACCUGACUCUUGGUGAGCGGCGAAAAUUGCAUCAUCCGUCGCGGGCCAAACGUGCCAAAGACAACGGUGCUAUGAAUGUACACAAAUUUUCGAGCUUUGAAGACCCAGGAGACAUGGAUUGGCGGAAAAAGGGAGCUGUGACGCCCGUGAAGGACCAAGGCGCUUGCGGAUCUUGCUGGACAUUCGGCACGACUGGAGCGUUGGAGGGAGCGUUGUUUGCUCAACAUAAUAAGCUGUAUAAUAUGUCCCAGCAGAAUCUUCUUGACUGCUCGUGGGACUAUGGCAACAACGCGUGCGACGGAGGUUUUGACUACCAGGCGUACGAAUGGAUCAUGGCGAAUGGUGGACUCGAAACCACUGCAACGUAUGGAUCCUAUCGCAACGCACCUGACUAUUGUCACUUCAACGUUAACAAUGCCAUUGGGCGGAUGAAGGGCUUUGUAAACGUUACGAGUGUGGGAGCUCUUAACGAUGCGCUGGCUACGAUCGGUCCGCUGUCUGUGUCGAUUGACGCAGCACUUCCGUCUUUUUACUUCUACGGUGGCGGAUACUACGAUGACAUUGCGUGCAAGAGCGACUUGGACAGCCUUGACCACUCCGUCCUUGCAGUAGGAGUGACCACGGACAACGGGCAGAAGUAUACACUGGUCAAGAACUCGUGGAGCACGCACUGGGGUGAGUCUGGUUACAUCAAGAUUGCGCAAAAGAACAACGUGUGCGGUGUCGCGACGGCCGCGACCUAUCCCGUUCUUGCCGACUAA